UCAGCUUCCAUUUCUAAACUACUUUUGUUGACUCUCUCAAUCAUGAGAAAGGCUUUCUGUGUUCCUUUGUUGCUUCUAGUAACAUUAUUUUAUGCUACUUCUGUUGUAGCAAGAAAUGAUCCCUCAGGGAAUGAAGUGAACACAGAAGUGAAGCAUGCAAAUGAAGAGGUGACAAAGCCAAGCCUGAAAGGACCAAAUGAAGAUGAAAAAUUCAAAGGACUUUUUCACCUAAAACACAAACUCAAAGGAUAUUUUCACAAGAAACCAAUUUAUUAUAAGCCUAUACCAAAAUACAUUCCAACCUAUAAGCCAUUCCACAAACCAAUCAUAGGUGAAAAACCUAUCCCUUCUGUUGUUGAGCCAGAGGCAUUUCUUAAGCAUAAGCACUAUUUCUUCAAGAAGCCUAUUGUUCCCAUUGUUAAGCCUGUUUAUGUUCCAAUUUACAAGCCUGUUCCAAAGGUCAUUCCAAUAUACAAGCCUAUUCCAAAGGUUAUUCCAAUUUACAAACCUAUUCCAAAGGUGAUUCCAAUUGUUAAGCCAAUUCAUUAAUCAGUUUGAGAUUAAAAUAUAACCUAUCCCAAGUGUUCCAUAGAAGUGCCAUGCUUGAAAAUUUGUGUUCCAUUCCAUAAAAGGCCAAACAUAUAAAUAGCUACACCUAUCUAUAUUUCAAGUGUGUUAGAAUAAUCUUACCAUGUGUAGUUUUAUUAUUUGAAUUGAGGAAACCUGUCUUCUGUAUUACUAAAUGUUUCCACCUUAAUAAAAUUCUCAGUUUGCCUAUUGUCAUUGA
This is a messenger RNA of Vicia villosa (hairy vetch), 787 nucleotides long. RefSeq names its product repetitive proline-rich cell wall protein 1-like. The coding region runs from base 43 to 549 and encodes 168 amino acids. The record is from RefSeq and is a predicted model, not a curated record. Lineage: Eukaryota; Viridiplantae; Streptophyta; Magnoliopsida; Fabales; Fabaceae. The transcript has 2 exons.